ACAGCUUCCUUUGUGUGUCAAAGUCAAAUCAAAAUAUCAAAUUCUAAAACUAGACAGAACUUUGGUUAGAAUAGAAUUGAACUGAAAGUGUAUUGUCGGUCUUCUCGGAUGUUUAGAUUAUUUCCGGAUAGUAGUAAUAGUAAUUCUUCGUUGUGUAAAGUACAAGAGGCCUAAACUUGUUAAUAAACUAUAACCGCUGUCGUAAAAAAAAGUUCCUGCCGGAAAUAAAAACUCUUAAACCGUAAACAUCGACCCAUUUUUCAACCAUAGUUUAUUUUGAGGUUUACUUUAUUUUCAUCGUUGUGCUGGAUUAAUAUUCUACUUUACUUGUGCUGCCCUGAUUUAAAUCUAUUCGAUUAUAUUUAAAGAACAACUAUAUCGAAAAAACAAAACAUUCCUGUAGAUGCAAAAAUGCAAAAUAUAGCAAAAAUGAUAACGGAACAACUCCGUAAUCCAAACGAACUAGACAUAAGCUUAAGAAUGGAAUUUGGGCCAUUUGAAACGGUACAUAAAUGGAAGAGAAUGUCUGAGUGCAACGAGUUUGUUGGUGCAAGGCGAAGCAAACACACAGCUGUGGCUUACAAAGAUGCCAUUUAUGUUUUUGGUGGUGACAAUGGCAAAUCUAUGCUCAACGAUCUUAUAAGGUUUGAUAUAAAGGAAAAGUCAUGGACAAAGACAGGAUGUAUGGGCACACGUCCAGCUCCGAGAUAUCAUCAUUCAGCUGUGGUGCACAGAUCAUCAAUGUUCGUCUUUGGUGGAUACACUGGCAACAUUUUAGCAAAUUCAAAUUUAACCAAUAAAAAUGAUCUAUUUGAAUACAAGUUUCAAAAUGCUCAAUGGGUACAGUGGAAGUUUACUGGCCAAGAACCAGUACCCCGUUCAGCUCAUGGUGCUGCAGUAUAUGAUGACAAAUUGUGGAUAUUUGCUGGCUAUGAUGGGAAUGCGCGGCUAAAUGAUAUGUGGACAAUUAACUUAGUGGGUGAGAAUCAUCAAUGGGAGCGAGUAGAGCAGAAGGGUGAGUGUCCACCGACUUGCUGCAACUUCCCCGUGGCUGUCGCUCGUGGGAAGAUGUUCGUAUUCAGUGGGCAAAGCGGUGCAAAGAUCACCAACGCACUCUUCCAGUUUGACUUUGAGACGCAUACGUGGAGCCGCGUGUGCACGGAGCACCUGCUGCGCAGCGCGGGCCCGGCGCCGGCGCGCCGCUACGGGCACGUGAUGCUGCACCACGCGCGACACCUCUACGUGUUCGGCGGCGCGGCCGACAGCACGCUGCCCUCCGACCUGCACUGCUACGACCUCGACACGCAGAUGUGGUCGGUAGUCCACCCAGCUGCGGAUUCCCAGAUCCCAUCAGGCCGGCUGUUCCACGCAGGCGCGGUAGUAGGCGAUGCCAUGUACAUCUUCGGCGGCACCGUAGACAACAAUGUGCGGAGUGGAGAUUUGUAUCGUUUUCAGCUUUCAAACUACCCUCGGUGUACACUGCACGACGAUUUUGGUCGUAUCCUAAAGUCUCAGCAGUUCUGCGACGUGACGCUACUGGUUGGAGCUGAUCAAACCACAGUUUACGCACAUCAGGCCAUGCUUGCUGCUAGAUCGCAGUAUCUUAGAGCUAAAAUUAAAGAAGCAAAAGAAGAACUGGCGAAGCGUAUAGCGGCAGGUGAAGAAGAGGCUACAGCGGAAUGUUCAUACAAAUCUCGACCUCAACUCACUGUUAUACUGCCGGAAGCAACGCCUGAAGCAUUUAAUAUGGUCCUCAACUACAUUUACACUGACAGAAUUGAUCCAACCGAAAAAGACGAGGACCCCGCGUCGCCCGCCACCAUCCUGCUGGUGAUGGAGGUGCUGCGGCUGGCGCUGCGGCUCAACAUCCCGCGCCUGCGCGGCCUGUGCGCGCGCUACCUGCGCGCCAACCUGUGCUACAGCAACGUGCUGCAGGCGCUGCACGCCGCGCACCACGCCGCGCUCGCCUGCAUCAAGGAGUACUGCCUGAGGUUCGUCGUGAAAGACUACAAUUUUACGGCUAUCGUGAUGUCGUCGGAGUUUGAGCAGAUGGACCAGCGGUUAAUGGUAGAAGUGAUCCGUCGUCGACACCAACCAACGCAUAAAAUAUCCGCUAACAACGAGCAAGAGGAGGAAGUGAUUGGCACGACGCUGGAGCAAGACAUGUGCGUGUUCGCGGGCGGCGGCGGCGCGGAGCUGGCGGACGUGCGCCUGCGCGUGGCGGGCGCGCUGCGGCCGGCGCACCGCUCCAUCCUCGCCGCGCGCGCCGCCUACUUCGAGGCCAUGUUCCGCUCCUUCUCGCCGCAGGACAACGUCGUCAACAUUCAAAUAUGCGACACGGUACCAUCUGAAGAGGCGUUCGAUUCACUGCUGAGGUAUAUUUACUACGGCGAUACCAACAUGCCCACAGAAGACUCUUUGUACCUGUUCCAAGCACCUAUAUAUUAUGGUUUCACAAAUAACCGUCUCCAAGUAUUCUGCAAGCAUAAUCUGCAAAGCAAUGUUUCACCGGAAAAUGUCUUAGCAAUAUUACAAGCUGCUGACAGAAUGCGAGCUGCUGACAUCAAGGAGUAUGCUCUUAAGAUGAUAGUCCAUCAUUUCGACUUGGUGGCCCGUCAAGACGCAAUAAAGAAUCUCGCUCAACCUUUAUUAGUGGACAUUAUUUGGGCGCUUGCUGAAGAACAACGUUUCGACACACCUCUACCCCUUCAACCCCGGUCCCUCCCCUCAUCUUCGUCGGCAGACACUCUAACAGAUGACCCUGAUUACAUACGCCACAGAUCAGGCAAAUAAAAACUAUGUAGAAACUGUAUUCAACAAGAAAUCUCAACUUUUAUCAGUAAUAAACUACAUUGAUUGACAAUACUUGUGUGCAUAUUGAGGAGAACGUAUGAUGUUGACGCUCAAUACACAAAACUAUUGAAAUUAUGUGUGUCGAGUUUAGGUAGAAACAAAACUAACUCCAUCAUUAUUUGUAACUGUUUAGUAAAUGGUGCUUGAUUAAAAUCUGACUAGUAUUGAUAUGUUACUACAUUACCAAAGAUCAUAUGUCAUUUUAAUUUAUAAAGACUGUUUAUUCUGAUAAAUUCUUGUUAAGGAAUAUUGAAUAAGUAUUAUAUAUAGUGAGAAUUGUAUUAGAGAAUUAAUUUUUAACAAAUACGCUAAUAAAGCUGAAUGUGAAAUUUCCAAUCAUGUCGAUGAUUUUGAUAAAUUUAUACAUAUAUUUUUAAUUUUACUAUUAUAAUCAAAGCACUUAUGUCACAUAUUAUGUACGGUAACUCAGCGAUCUACGAAUAAACACACGCAUACAUUACGACGCCUUUCGGCCAAGUUAUUCGGAUACUGCGCUCUCCACCCCGCGUGUUUCAUGACAUUUUUGAAUUACAAUCUAACAAAUCGCCUAAUGGAAACUGACUUAAAUUGAAGUAUGUUUUUCUAUGGUUACAAAUGGUAGUAAACAUUAUACUCCAUGCCUACAAUAAGAAUUUCGGAUUUUUUUUAUAAAAUAUCUGUUAUUCCAAAAUAGUAGUUCAUUACAUGACACAACUAUAAACUUUAAGUUCUUUUGCAUUAUCUAAAACCAUUAAAUAUUAUUCCACCUUGAGUUUUUUGUAAAUUAUAUCGAAAAAAAUUACAUCGUACCGAGACAUCUGUAUUUAGUACGAAAAACAACUGAGUUACCCUAAAUAUGAGAAUAAAUAUAAUAAGAGAUUACUUUAAAGAUGACGAACUUUUAGACAUUAAAAAUUAGAAUGACACAUUUACACAAAUUAUUUUAAUUUUGCUUACCUAUAAGUAUUUCCUCGACUUUUUUUAUGUACGAUUUUUGAUCUGUAAGUAGUAUUUUGAAUGAAAAUAGUGAAAAAUAUUAUAAUUUGACAAACUUAUCAAAAGUAACUAAUUUUUUAGGUAUAUAUGAAAAACUGUUGACAAAUAAUGGAAUAUAAUUGUAAUUGUGUAAAAAAUUGCAUGAUAUACUAAAGAAUGUCUCUAGUUCUAGGUCUAGUCUAUGUAUAGAUUGGCAAUGAAACAAUUUUGUAAAUUAGUAUAAUUUAAUCAUGUUAAUAUAACUAAACAAUUAAUCAGUUA
Molecule: messenger RNA, 4089 nt
Organism: Melitaea cinxia (Glanville fritillary)
Lineage: Eukaryota; Metazoa; Arthropoda; Insecta; Lepidoptera; Nymphalidae
Gene: Lztr1
Product: leucine-zipper-like transcriptional regulator 1 homolog
Exons: 16
Coding region: 412-2793 (793 amino acids)
Cellular component (GO): Golgi apparatus
Molecular function (GO): protein binding
Source: RefSeq, a predicted model, not a curated record